Messenger RNA from Staurois parvus, 420 nucleotides. The record is from the annotation of a GenBank genome assembly. Lineage: Eukaryota; Metazoa; Chordata; Amphibia; Anura; Ranidae.
CAGUAUGGACAUGCAGAUGAGUGCCGUCGAUCUUAGAAUCACCGCACACUUCACUCAUUGGGGCAGUCACAGGGCCAAAACCAGAGGUGUGGAGCCACAGUGUGGCGGUGGUUGGAGGCUGCAGCAAUGGGAGGCCAAUACAGCAACCGUAUGACAAAAUGGAACCCAACCCAGCAGUGUAUGAGGAGACCUGAAGUGGCACAUGGCAGAGUGUGGCGAUGGACGACAGCAGCAAUGGGAGGCCGUACAGGGACCCAUGACACAUCUCUGGACCUGGCAGCAGCAUGAGGAGUCGGUACGGGGGCCAUGGCAGAUUACGGGCCUGCAGCAGCAUGAGGAGGGCGGGUACAGGGGCCAUGCACCCUAUCACAAAAAUGGAAACCCAACCAACAGUGUAAGGAGUACCUGAAAGUGGCACAU